GGUAAGCCUAUGAAGGGUCUUAGUCACGUUGUCACCUGAUUUGACAUUUUUAGAAAGUUUUUGUUUUUGUUUUGAUUAAGAGUUUUCGAAAACUCUCUGGAGUUGGUUGCAAUAUAUUGAAUAAGUAUAACUUUGGAAUAUGGAUGACUUCGAUAUAGAAUGUUCCGAUGAAGAAUUUAAAGAUUGCAAAGGUCCAUGGGAGCCAGAACCUGAAGAAGUAGACCGAUUGUACACAGCAUUACAAAAUGGGGAGUUUCAGGAGCUAAAAUGGACUUGUCCCGGGUACAGGUCACCCUCUCCAGAAAAAGUAGAAGAACUGGAGGAAGAAUCUGAUUCUAAAGAGCCUGAAGAGCAGUCUGACUUUGACUUCAUGGAAGAAAACACAAAUACACCUAAAUUGAAGAUUAGGAAUAAAGGUGAAGAUUCAUUGAAAGGUAGUGCUAAGAAAAAGACUACUUCCCUGGAUGGUGUUAUCAACAACAUGAUCAGACAUAAUUUGUUGUCUUCAAAGAGUUCCAAAUAGUCAUUAUAUUAUUAUAUUUUUUUGAGAACAAUAAAUGUCUAAUAUAUAAGAUUAAAAUAAAUAAGAAAUUUAUAUUUUUUGUCUGAUUUAUUUGAUUUUUUUAAGCAAUGAUUUACUAUCAUAAAAUUGGUAUUGAGAUCUCAUUUUAUGCUUAUAUUGAUUUUAUAAGAUUAAAUUGUAUAGACCACCUAUGUUAAUCUAUGACAAGUCCUUGAACUGAA
Acanthoscelides obtectus is the source of this 744-nucleotide messenger RNA. Lineage: Eukaryota; Metazoa; Arthropoda; Insecta; Coleoptera; Chrysomelidae. The record is from the annotation of a GenBank genome assembly.